Erigeron canadensis is the source of this 1494-nucleotide messenger RNA. Its product is annotated as caffeoylshikimate esterase. Gene Ontology annotation, cellular component: membrane. The record is from RefSeq and is a predicted model, not a curated record. Gene Ontology annotation, molecular function: lipase activity. NCBI's taxonomy places the organism in Eukaryota, Viridiplantae, Streptophyta, Magnoliopsida, Asterales, Asteraceae. The transcript is spliced from 8 exons. The coding region runs from base 120 to 1283 and encodes 387 amino acids.
AAAUACACCUGGAAAUCUCAAACCAAUUCCACCAUUAACGAUAUGCCUUUUUCUUCAUCUUGUUCUGCCCCCACUAGUCAACUUUUUUAUUUCUUCUUUCAACUUCAACCAUCAUCAUCAUGCCUCAUUCUCUGAUCUCUACUUUCCGGCCACCGUCACACCAGAUACUCCGGCGGCAACCCACUUCAACUUUCCGGCCAAAACAACCCCUCCCAACAGAUCAUUUGAAAAAAAUAAUAAUAAAAAUGGGAAAGAAAAAAGAUAUACAAGGAGUAAGUGAUCAAAUGAAUGCUAUUGCUUCACAGAAUCUUGAUCAAGCACCUUCUCGUAGGAGAGUUCGUUUGGCUUUUUCUCAAGUUCAAGAACAACUUGACCAUGUUCUUUUUAAGAUGGCUCCUACAGAUAUCAGGACCGAAGAGUGGUUUGAGAUGAACUCAAAGGGUCAAGAAAUUUUCUGUAAAAGUUGGCUUCCAAGGCCUGGAGUCCGUAUAAAAGCCGCUGUAUGUUUUGUCCAUGGAUACGGCGAUACUUGCACCUUUUUCUUUGAAGGCAUUGCUAAGAGAAUUGCUGCGGCGGGUUAUGGUGUGUAUGCCAUUGAUCAUCCUGGUUUUGGUCUCUCUGAAGGGUUGCAUGGCUACGUUCCGAACUUCAAUGAUAUAGUUGACAAUGUAAUUGAGCAAUACACAAAAAUCAAAGGUAGACCUGAAGUCAGAGGGAUGCCUCGGUUUCUACUUGGCCAAUCCAUGGGAGGUGCGGUUGCACUUAAAGUUCAUCUUAAAGAAAAACGAGAAUGGGAUGGUGUAGUUCUUGUGGCGCCAAUGUGCAAAAUUUCUGAGGAAAUGAAGCCGCCAGAACCAUUACAGAAGGUUUUAAUCUUUUUGUCAAGACUUAUGCCAAAAGCAAAGCUUGUACCAACAAAAGAUCUAGGCGAGCUCGCUUUUAGGGAUGCACAGAAAAGAAAAUUGGCAGAUUACAAUGUCAUAAGCUACUCUGAUCAGACAAGAUUAAAGACUGCUGUUGAACUUCUAAAUGCCACAAACGAACUCGAAUCACAAGUUGAAAUGGUUUCAUCACCAUUAUUGAUCCUUCAUGGAGCCGCAGACAGAGUAACGGAUCCAAGUAUCAGCAAGUUUCUGUAUGAAAAGGCUGCUAGCCAGGAUAAAACUUUGAAGCUUUAUGAUGGAAGUUAUCAUUGCAUUCUUGAAGGUGAAUCUGAUGAGAGAAUUUUUGAGGUACUUAACGACAUUACCACGUGGCUUGAUUCUCAUUGCGCUGUUAGAUAGCGGCUUGUAGCAGUUGUCCAGACUAAAGAAAUUCUGUUCAAGUUGCUCUGAAUUGACACACUAGACCGGAUUCUUUAUUCUUUUUGUUACCAUUUUUUGGCUAUAUUUGUUGUAAUAUGCGUGUUUGUCAACAUGUAACAUUCUUAUAUAAAACUCAUGGAAUUUAUCUGGUGUUAAGUGUCUUCACAUGAAUUUAUUGUAUUUCUCUUCA